UCAGAUGGGGAGAUGCCAGGAGGCUGGAAUGCUUCCUCUGACAGCCCAGAGCUGCGAGCCGCAGGGAUUAUUGUGCCCGUCAUCUUCUCCCUCAUCUUCCUCCUGGGCACUGUAGGGAAUGGGCUGGUGCUGGCCGUGCUGCUGCGGAACGGCCAAGUCAAGUACAACACCACCAACCUCUUCAUCCUGAACCUGGCCGUGGCCGACCUGUGCUUCAUCGUCUGCUGUGUCCCCUUCCAGGCCACCAUUUACACCCUGGAUGGGUGGCUCUUUGGGGCCUUUGCCUGCAAGGCUGUGCAUUUCCUGAUCUACCUCACCAUGUACGCCAGCAGCUUUACCCUGGCCGCCGUCUCCGUUGACAGGUACCUGGCCAUUCGCUAUCCGCUGAAGUCCCGGGAUCUCCGCACCUCCCGAAAUGCAGGAGUGGCGAUUGUAGCCAUCUGGUCACUGUCGCUGCUCUUCGCGGGGCCUUACCUCAGUUACUACCAGAUUGUCCAUUACCAUGGGGUGCCCAUCUGCGUCCCCAUCUGGGACAACCAGCGCCGAAAGAUUCUGGACAUCCUCACGUUUGUCUUUGGAUACAUCCUGCCUGUGACCGUGGUAAGCCUGGCAUACGCCAGGACCAUCAAGUUCCUGUGGACCUCCGUAGACCCCAUAGAAAGGAUCUCAGAGUCCCGGAAGGCCAAGUGUAAGGUCACUAAGAUGAUCGUGGCUGUGGCCAUCCUCUUCUGCCUCUGCUGGCUGCCCCACCACCUGGUCAUCCUGUGCUUCUGGUUUGGCCACUUUCCCUUCAACCGAGCCACUUACGCUUGCCGCCUGGCUUCCCACUGCCUUUCAUAUGCCAACUCCUGCCUCAACCCCAUUGUCUACGCCCUCAUCUCCAAGCAUUUCCGCAAGCGUUUCAAGCAGGUCUUCACUUGCCUCUUCUUCCAGAACAAGACCAGGAAGAGGAAGAAGAGAGUUGGGAAAAAAGUCCACGUGGUCAAUGUGGGCAAAGGUUUCACCAGCAGCACCAGAGGUUUCUAUGGAGGCAACACUGAGGUGACCCAGGUCCGAGAGGAGAACACCAGGAAGAGGGACCCUGAAGGUGCCAGUCAUCCCAGAGCUUGGACUCACCAGCUACAGGAUGCCAUGGUCUCUGCUCAGAAGGAGCUGCUGGAGGAGGAAAGUUUGGCAACAGCUGGCCAUCCCCUGGCCACGACUCCUCCAAGAGGAACUUGUGAGUUUCGGACUGUGCACUACAGAUGA
Molecule: messenger RNA, 1248 nt
Organism: Opisthocomus hoazin
Lineage: Eukaryota; Metazoa; Chordata; Aves; Opisthocomiformes; Opisthocomidae
Gene: GALR3
Product: galanin receptor 3
Biological process (GO): G protein-coupled receptor signaling pathway
Cellular component (GO): plasma membrane
Molecular function (GO): G protein-coupled receptor activity
Source: RefSeq, a predicted model, not a curated record